This is a messenger RNA of Helianthus annuus (common sunflower), 1476 nucleotides long. RefSeq lists its product as uncharacterized. Lineage: Eukaryota; Viridiplantae; Streptophyta; Magnoliopsida; Asterales; Asteraceae. The record is from RefSeq and is a predicted model, not a curated record. Bases 1 to 1476 code for a protein of 491 amino acids. The transcript is spliced from 10 exons.
AUGUGCAACAUUGCAUUCAAUCUUCCAGAUGGUCAAAGUUUUUCUGAAGAAAUUGCAAAAGAUCACAUGGCGUUACUUGAAAUUGUGCUACAAUCUUAUGAAGAUCGUUUGGAGAAGCUGAAAGAGAAACGAGCUACAAAAGACUUGAAAAAGGAAAAAGUUGAAGAUGUUGCUGAAACAAAGAAAGUUGAAACGGAGAAGGUGAUUGAAGAUGAAAAAGUGAUUGAAGAAGAAAAAGUUGUUGAAGCUGUGUUGGAUACGGAUGAGGAGUCUGAUUCAAAGUCCGAGUCUGGAAGUUCGAGUUCGUCGGUCAACAGUCAAAAGACGUCGGUUAAACGGGAACAAGCUCAGAAAAAGAAGCAAAAAGCCCACUCUGGAAGCAAUCGAAUCAAGAAUUCCUUGCUAAGAAGCAAGAGAGGAUGGGGAUUGGAGUUUUUCAUAGAAAGGAGACUAGAACAUGUUACAAAUGCAAUGAAGUUGAAGUUUUCUGAUGUAAAAAUGGGUGAUGAAUCUGAUUCCACAAAAUUAGAGGAGCCACAGGUUGAGAUUAACUUUCAUUCUCAAAGUUCUAAAAGUGGAAAUGGUUGUGUGAUGUGCAACAUUGCAUUCAAUCUUCCAGAUGGUCAAAGUUUUUCUGAAGAAAUUGCAAAAGAUCACAUGGCGUUACUUGAAACUGUGCUACAAUCUUAUGAAGAGAAACGAGCUGCAAAAGAGUUGAAAAAGGAAAAAGUUGAAGAUGUUGCUGAAACAAAGAAAGUUGAAACGGAGAAGGUGAUUGAAGAUGAAAAAGUGAUUGAAGAAGAAAAAGUUGUUGAAGCUGAACAAGCUCAGAAAAAGAAGCAAAAAGCCCACUCUGGAAGUAAUCGAAUCAAGAAUUCCUUGCUAAGAAGCAAGAGAGGAUGGGGAUUGGAGUUUUUCAUAGAAAGGAGACUAGAACAUGUUACAAAUGCAAUGAAGUUGUUUUCUGAUGUAAAAAUGGGUGAUGAAUCUGAUUCCACAAAAUUAGAGGAGCCACAGGUUGAGAUUAACUUUCAUUCUCAAAGUUCUAAAAGUGGAAAUGGUUGUGUGAUGUGCAACAUUGCAUUCAAUCUUCCAGAUGGUCAAAGUUUUUCUGAAGAAAUUGCAAAAGAUCACAUGGCGUUACUUGAAACUGUGCUACAAUCUUAUGAAGAGAAACGAGCUGCAAAAGAGUUGAAAAAGGAAAAAGUUGAAGAUGUUGCUGAAACAAAGAAAGUUGAAACGGAGAAGGUGAUUGAAGAUGAAAAAGUGAUUGAAGAAGAAAAAGUUGUUGAAGCUGUAAAAAUCAUUGAAGUAGAAAAGAUUGUGAAAGUCAUCGAGCCUUGCUUAAAGUGUUUAGAACUUUGCAAGCAAACAAUAACUGGUCUUCAAAAGACAAAUUCUGAAAGAGAAGAUGCAUUGACCAUGAUGAAUGCGGUGAUGAUGUCGAAGCAAAAAAGCAAUAAAUCGUUACAUUGA